AAUAUGCUUUUCCUAAAAUCUAAGCAAAAUUAUCGUUGGUUUUCUUUUGAGAAGAAACCCUACUCUAUGGGACCGCAGCAUAAGCCUGCUGCUAUCUAUGCCCACGGAUGCCAGAUUGGAGCAAUUUUCCAGAGCCCGAGUAAUGCAUCCCUCUAACUUAUUUCUAUACAGACUUAGAAAACCCAACAAAGGCAGCCUUCCUAAAUCUGUAGGAACGGUAGCCUUCGACUCAUUGAAAGAAAGAUCAAUGAAACUCAAACGCCGGCUCAAGAAGAGAGAGGCGGGUAUUUUCCCAGAGAAAGCAUUACCCAAAAGUUCCAGGUAUUUAAUGUUCCCGCUCCUUCAUCCUACGCCUUGUGUUUCUCCUCACAACAAAUUAUCAGCCACAUUUUCAGUUUGCAGCUCCAACAUUGAGGAUUGAUUGAUGGGCGGGUGCAUUGCUUAGACUCGCAAUAGUCGAAAGUCAUAUUUCUAAUGGAGAACACCGUUUGCAAUAUUUGUGGAUGCAUUGGAAUGUUUACUGGGGGAGAUGGGUUCUAUUACUGUCAAGCAUGUGGAACACAAUCUCAAGAUUUCGUGGAGCAGGUAUUAGGGGAUGAUGAGAUGAUCGCUCAAGGCAUUUACAAUACUGCUUUUCAAAGAAAGUUACAUGCUCCAGUUGAGUCCCAGGCUGAUAUUGAUAUGCAAGCACAAAUUGAUGUGUUUACACAAAUGCAGAAAGUUAAUAGGACUGGUGUUCAGAGUUAUACACAGCUGGCUGGUGCAAGUGACUCAGAUGAUGAUGCCAUGCUGCGGGAUUUUGGAUCCCAAAAUAGUUUUGCUACCGUGGAUCCUGAAGCUUUAGCUUGUCAGAUAAGAGAAAAAUAUUUGGAUGGUAUGCAAAUAAUGAUUCAAAUGCAAUGCGAGACCUUAGUAAAGGAAUUUGGAGUGAGCCCUUUGAUUUGUGGGGUUGCUGGUCCUAUUUGGUUGCAUUUUGUCGCAUCGACUCAUGUUCUAGAACGAGGAUGGGCCGAAGAAUCACUCGAAGCUGCAGAUGCCCUAUAUGAAGAUCACAAUGGGAGAAAAGAUUUUGAUUUUAAAACUCGAUACCAAAUGGACAAGAAAGUCAGGGCAGAGCCUCGAUCUAUUUUGUACAGGAAAAAGGCACAGAUUGUGUGGCAAAGGUCUUUGAAGGAUCGGAUUCCGCUGACCAUUUCUUUAGCUAUUUCAUUCUUGGCCUGUCAUAUUGCUAGGGAAGCAGUUCUGCCCACAGACAUGAUUAAAUGGGUAUUGGAGGGGAAGCUUCCUUAUUUGGCUGCUUUUGUGGACAUUGAAAAGAUUUUGAGCUCAGUGUCAAGUGAAUGGCCAUUGAGUGCAAAAUUUCUGCUGAGGCCAAGUCGAGCGCUUUCGGCACGACAAUUAGAGUUGACAUCAGGAUGCCUUGCAAAACGGAUUGGUCUGCAGCUUCCUCCUGUAAAUUUUCAUUCAAUUUCGCGUCACUUUCUCAGACAAUUAGGUUUACCAGUGGAUAAGAUUUUCCCUGCUUUAUCAAACAUGUAUGAUUGGUCAUUGCCUCCUGGUUUAUGGCUAUCGGCAGACGUUGCUGACAUCCCAACUCGCGUUUAUGUAAUGGGUAUGUUGGUUGUUGUCAUAAGGAUACUAUAUAAUAUUCAUGGUCAGGGUUACUUUGAAAACAGUGUAAUGGACAGUGCUGCAUCUGCUUCUGACUCAUCUAACAAAACCUGUAAUCAAGAAUUCUCAACGGAUCAGUACAGAACAUCAUACAGAUCAGGUGGCUCUGGCCUGAAUGAUGUCAAUAAUAAAAAAAAUUGUCUUCCUGUAGAUCUGAGUGUGAACCAACUGGGAGAUCCGCCUACUAGUUUAAUUGGGAGUACGGCACAUCUUCAGGAUCAAGAACUAGAUGCCACAAUUAUGUUAUUGAAUCUUGAAACUUGGCAUCAAGAUAAUACUGAUCGGUUUGAUUAUGGAAAGGAUUUGCCAACAUAUUUGAAAUACUGCAAAGAUGUGAUUUUUGCUGGUGCAAAGAUGUCAUAUGAUGAGGAGCUCCUUGUUAGACAUUUCUGGCAACUAUAUGAGAAACUGGAAGAAGAGGAUAUUGAUCUUAUUCAGAAUGUUGAGGGAGAUCCUCUCCUUGACUCAUAUGUUCCCAAUACAAGACAGAAGAACAUAUCACAGAGUGUGGAUGAAAACAAUGUUAGUUUAUAUGAAAAAGAUUGCAUACAUUUUUCUAAGGCGGCAGGACAGCAUUAUCCUGAAACCCAAGUUUUAGAGGGAGAUGUUGCUACAAAUUCUGAGGAGAUUCCUUUGGAGGGACUACCUAAAUUCAAAGAUACUGGAGGCGAUAGGUUGGGAAAUAUAAUUUAUGAUAUGGAACAAAAUGGGUUUAAAUAUGUUCCUCCAUUGAGAAGUUGUCCUCCUGACUCUUAUAUGAGUUACAUGAAGAAAGUUAAGAGUGGGAAAUCCCAUGUUGUUGUACAUGCAGAUUACUACAUUUUGCUUCGUGCUUGUGCAAGGGUUAUCAAAAUGAAUGCAUUUGUUCUACAUCGAUGUAUAUUGAAAAUUGAAAAAGAACUCGGUUGCAUUGAAGAACGUAUUGCAGGGAUUUUGAAGGAAAAUUUGUGAAAGCUUAAAUGGAGUGGCAAGAAGACUGAUCUCCAGAAAGUCUCAUGAUGCCUUUGUUGGUGUACUUCAGGAUCUUACACAAACUGACAUUCUUUGCACAGUUCGUUGGGGUAGAUGAAAUGGCUGGUUAUAAUUUAUGAUAUGGAACAAAAUGGGUUUAAAUAUGUUCCUCCAUUGAGAAGUUGUCCUGACUCUUAUAUGAGUUACAUGAAGAAAGUUAAGAGAGGGAAAUCUCAUAUUGUUGUACAUGCAGAUCACUACAUUUUGCUUUGUGCUUGUGCAAGGGUUAUCAAAGUGAAUGCAUUUGUUCUACAUUGAUGUAUAUUGAAAAUUGAAAAAGAACUUGGUUGCAUUGAAGAUCGUAUUGCAGGGAUUUUGAAGGAAAUUUGUGAAAGCUUAAAUGGAGCGGCAAGAAGACUGUGAUCUCCAGAAAGUCUCUUGAUGCCUUUGUUGGUGUACUUCAGGAUCUUACACAAACUGACAUUCUUUGCGCAGUUCAUUGGGGUAGAUGAAAUGGCUUGUUAUAUCUGCUAAGACUUUGUUGGCAUUGUUACUGGCUAAACAGAAUUACGCCAUUGCUUUCCAUCAUAUUCUUUGUAAUAAUUCCUGACAGGAGAAAGAUAAAUACCUUAGAUCAUUAUUGUAUCUGAUAAAAUGAAAGUUAAAGUCCUACAUUACUAAUU
Messenger RNA from Cryptomeria japonica (Japanese cedar), 3305 nucleotides. Its product is annotated as TATA box-binding protein-associated factor RNA polymerase I subunit B. The coding region runs from base 475 to 2622 and encodes 715 amino acids. Gene Ontology annotation, molecular function: RNA polymerase I core promoter sequence-specific DNA binding. The record is from RefSeq and is a predicted model, not a curated record. Gene Ontology annotation, cellular component: RNA polymerase I core factor complex; RNA polymerase transcription factor SL1 complex. The transcript has 4 exons. Gene Ontology annotation, biological process: nucleolar large rRNA transcription by RNA polymerase I; RNA polymerase I preinitiation complex assembly. Lineage: Eukaryota; Viridiplantae; Streptophyta; Pinopsida; Cupressales; Cupressaceae.